Messenger RNA from Echinostoma caproni, 606 nucleotides. The record is from the annotation of a GenBank genome assembly. Lineage: Eukaryota; Metazoa; Platyhelminthes; Trematoda; Plagiorchiida; Echinostomatidae.
AUGUUAACGGCACAAAUGAAAGCGGAACUGAAAGCAUAUAAGGUAAACUCUCGUUCGACAUCGCAUUCAUUUUUAUCCGUGCAGUAUUCGUGUGUCGACACAUCCCCAUUAUCAACGUAUAUUAUGCAUCCAUUCUGGAAUUGGAUCACUCAGUUUUACCCUAGGUACCUCGCACCAAAUCUCAUCACCUUUGGAGGAUUUCUUAUGACAGUGGCUCACUUCCUUCUACUCAGCUAUUUCAAUCCGCAUUUCAAAAAUAAUUCAGCAGUGCCCCAAUGGGCUUGGCUUGUUACUGCUGUCCUUGUUUUUGUUGCACAUACCUUAGAUGGAACGGAUGGAAAACAAGCCCGACGCACAAAAUCGUCCUCGCCUUUGGGGGAAUUAUUUGAUCAUGGCUGUGAUUCUUGGGUUUGCUUUUUUCUGCCGGCCUGCUUGUUCUCAUUAUGUGGUGCAAACAGUUCCCCGUUACGGCUAUUCUGGAUUCAAUGGUCGCUCAUCUUCUCAUUUGUUUCUUCGCACUGGGAAAAAUAUAUCACCGGUGUAUUGUAUUUGCCAUGGACAUUCGACGCAGCUCAGUUGGUGAGUCAGUUUUCCUUCUCUAUAUAA